This is a messenger RNA of Nerophis ophidion (straightnose pipefish), 4959 nucleotides long. Its product is annotated as golgin subfamily A member 4-like. The transcript has 5 exons. Bases 1 to 3471 code for a protein of 1156 amino acids. NCBI's taxonomy places the organism in Eukaryota, Metazoa, Chordata, Actinopteri, Syngnathiformes, Syngnathidae. The record is from RefSeq and is a predicted model, not a curated record.
AUGGCCAACCCCAGCCCGGCGCUGCAGGCCCUUCAGAGGAGACUUAUGAAAGACUUGACCGCGCCGAUAGUCAAGUUCUUCCGAGCCGUGGAGGGUUACCAAGGUGACGUCAUCCGCCGUUACCAAGGGGAAAACCGCCGUUUCCGUGAGAAGAACCGCCGUUUCCAUGAGAAGAACCUCCGUUACCAGGAGGAGAACCGUCGUUACCAGGAGGAGAACCACAGUUACCAAGAGGAGAACCUCCGUUACAAAGAGGAGAUCCGCCGACACCAAGAGGAGAACUGCCGUAACCAAGAGGAGAACCUCCGUUACAAAGAGGAGAACCUCCGAGGAGAACCUCCGUUACAAAGAGGAGAACCUCCGUUACAAAGAGGAGAUCUGCCGACACCAAGAGGAGAACCUCCGUUACCAAGAGGAGAACCUCCGUUACCAAGAGGAAUCCGCCAUUACCAAGAGGAGAUCAGCCGUUACCAAGAGGAUAACCGCCGUUACCAAGAGGAGCACCGCCAACACCAAGAGGAGAACCGCCAACACCAAGAGGAGAACCUACAGUACCAAGAGGAGAACCGCCGCUACCAAGAGGAGAACCUAAUUUACCAAGAGGAGAUCCGCCAUUACCUAGAGGAGGACCGCCGACACCAAGAGGAGAACCGCCGCUACCAAGAGGAGAACCUAAUUUACCAAGAGGAGAUCCGUCAUUACCUAGAGGAGGACCGCCGACACCAAGAGGAGAUCCGGAAUUACCAAGAGGGGGACCUCCGACACCAAGAGGAGAAACGCCGCUACCAGGAGGAGAAACGCCAACACCAAGAGGAAAACCGCCGACACCAAGAGGAGAAGCACCGUUACCAAGAAGAGAUCCGCCGUUACCAAGAGGAGAUCCGCCAUUACCAAGAGGAGAUCCGCCAUUACCAAGAGGAGGACCGCCGACACCAAGAGGAGGACCGCCGACACCAAGAAGAGGACCGCCGACACCAAGAGGAAGACCUCCGACACCAAGAGGAGGACCUCCGACACCAAGAGGAGGACCACUGUUACCAAGAGGAGAACAGACGUUACCAAGAGGAGAACAGACGUUACCAAGAGGAGAACAGACGUUACCAGGAGGAGAACCACCGUUACCAGGAGGAGAACCGACGUUAUCAGGAGGAGAACCGACGUUACCAAGAGGAGAACCGCCGCCUGCGCCGCCUCCUGAAGGGAGUGAGCUCCUCGGAGAUGAAAGAUUGUAACAAAUCAACUUCUACUGUCGGAGAGCAAACACUGAAGCGCGACGCUCCCGUCGAGCCAGAAUUAGCAGAGCCUCUGAUGAAAAAGGCUAAAACGGAGCAGACCGAACAAUUGACCUCUGGUGCAUCUGAGCCACUGACGGCUGAAGAAGUUUUGCAGCCAACCGGUAUUGUCCCUAAAGAGAAGCCAACCGGUGUUGUCCUUAAAGAGAAGCCAACCGGUGUUGUCCUUAAAGAGAAGCCAACCGGUGUUGUCCUUAAAGAGAAGCCAACCGGUGUUGUCCUUAAAGAGAAGCCAACCGGUGUUGUCCUUAAAGAGAAUCCAACCGGUGUUGUCCUUAAAGAGAAGCCAACUGGUGUUGUCCCUAAAGAGAAGCCAACAGUUAUUGUCCCUAAAGAGAAGCCAACAGUUAUUGUCCCUAAAGAGAAGCCAACCGGUAUUGUCCCUAAAGAGGAGCCAACAGAAAUGUCUGUGUCGCAUGUGGUAGCUUUAUCAGAGACAUGUCUUAAAGUACCUGAAGAGUAUCCAACAGAAAUGUCUGUGUCACAUGUGGUAUCUUUAUCAGAGACCUGUCCUAAAGUACCUGAAGAGGAGCCAACCGGUAUUGUCUCUAAAGAGGAGCCAACAGAAAUGUCUGUGUCACAUGUGGUAUCUUUAUCAGAGACCUGUCUUAAAGUAUCUGAAGAGGAGCCAACCAGUAUUGUCCCUAAAGAGGGGCCAACCCGCAUUGUCUCUAAAGAGGAGCCAACAGAAAUGUCUGUGUCGCAUGUGUUGUCUUUAUCAGAGACCUGUCCUAAAGUACUUGAAAAGAAGCCCACUGGUAUCGUCUCUAAAGAGGAGCCAACAGAAAUGUCGGUGUCGCAUGUGUUGUCUUUAUCAGAGACCUGUCCUAAAGUACUUGAAAAGAAGCCCACUGGUAUCGUCUCUAAAGAGGAGCCAACAGAAAUGUCCGUGUCGCAUGUGUUGUCUUUAUCAGAGACCUGUCCUAAAGUACUUGAAAAGAAGCCCACUGGUAUUGUCUCUAAAGAGGAGCCAACAGAUAUGUCCGUGUCGCAUGUGUUAUCUUUAUCGGAUACCUGUCCUAAAGUACCUGAAGAGGAACACAUAGAAGUGUCCGAGUCCUGUGCAUUUGAACCAUUGGCUAAAAAGCCUGAUGGCUCUGAUGACAAAGAGAAAGACACCAAAAGGCUUGAGGACAACAUCACCAGCCCACUACAGGAUACUACUUCUGGGAACAUCAACACAACCCCAGAAAUCCCUCAGCCAAGAUGUAGUAAGAAACUCGACAACGUUGGAUCUCUGAAACCACCCAAAACUUCAGACACAAAGACAGUGGAAGACACUUUGCAGAAGACAAUCUACAAGUUUCCAAGGAGGAAGCCCGACGAGCGCUAUGGUGUUCUUGCUGACUCACCUGACUGCCCGCGUUUUUUGCAGACACCUUUCCAAGACUGCAAGAACUUGCCUGAAAACAAGAAACCUCUGUUUGCCAAAGUUAUUACCAAUGAGAACAUGGGACUAAUACACAGACCUGGAAAUGAUGCCAGCCAGUCGUCAAGAGGGGACUUCACAUAUCACAGUGAUGCUCCCGAUUGGCCGCAGAUGCCUUUGAAGGAUCACGCUUUGAAGCCAGUGAUGUGUAUUCCAGAGAUCAGUACCGGAGAGCCGAAGAAGAGACAAGUCAUUAAUUGUGAUGCUGAGCACAAGGAGGCGACCGAGCGACAGCAGAAGCUUUCAGGACAGAGUCACUCAAAGCUCAUGAUUUUGAAAACGGCCAAAGAUAACAUUUCAAGCGCACAAGAGGAGGAGCAAAUGAAAAUCCAAGCUCUUGGCGAGUACUGUCGCAGCGUAUGUGUCAACUGGUCCCCCUGUUCUCUGGUUAAACACGCAGAUGCCGCAUGGCUGGCAGCCUUGCCGCACGGCAUGGUGUACGACCCCAAAGAGACUCCCAAUUUUGGACUGGUCCACGUCAGCUGCUCCAGCCUCCAGAGUUACAUGGCCUGCUCCUUUUUGAGUUUCCAGGACGGAACGGUGCGCCUGAAAACCUUAGACAACCUCUACUGGAACAUCCAGGGAGAGAUAAUGGUGACGGGUGUUUCGUGGUGCGACCUGGUGGUGUUUGCCAAAGAUGACAUGCUGGUUCAGAGAAUUUACCGGGACAGAAGCAGCAUCGAGAGCCUGAAGAAAAAGUUGGAUGUUUUUUAUUCCCAGUUCUAUCUGCCAAGUAUUUCCAAGACCUGACUGCAUUUUUCAGUCAUUCGCUCAGGAUUGUCCUGGUCAAAGUUAUUCAGUUGAUCUCAGGUUUAUGCUACUGAGAUCUGAACAAGCUAAGUCUCUGAGCAUGAACUGAUGAAGUCUACUCGGAUAAGAGGCAAAAUAAACGGUCAAGUUGCAGUCGGUUGAAGGCCCUUAGAUGACAAUGGCCUAGAUGAAGGAGAAUAUCCAUAGACAGUUCCUCAGGUUGCUAACAAAACCGUAUAUCAGGUGUACAAGCUGUUUCCAGUGUGAAGGGCGCAAGGAAACCACUAUGAUACAUUCCGUACAUUAAGGACGAUAAAAUCAAACCAACGUACGUCAAUGUAUGCUAAGCUACGUGAAGAAAACAUCAGCGUUAGCUUUGUGGCGCAGGGCUCUAAAUGAGUUGCGGGACAUAGGCUUUGUUUACGUGGUUGUACUCAACCAGCGGUGUUGUAAGAGAGAGCAACAAACCGGAUUAAAAUGGAUCGUACGAAUGGAAAAAAAGCUCGGGACUUUACCGAAACAAAGUGGAGCCUGUUCCAAAGUACAGCUGGUGGAAUUGAUCCGUAUGAGUGUGUCCAGUAGACGAGAUUCAAGCAAGCCGCCGAACGUGUCCUGUGUCUCAGUUUUUACACGGGCCAAACAUUCUGGAUUGCCUCACGGCUCACAGACAAAAUAACUUUGGGUGUGUGCAAGAGCUCGGAAAGGUUUCCAUAGGUCAGUCAACAGGACUUAACUGAGUGGUGUGUCCUGGGAAAAUGUGUUUCAAACCAAAUCUAGUCUAAAGAAGACUGUGCAUGACUAUGUGAACUAUUUAAGUCUUCUCAAUUAUUGAUCUAAGAAUAGGGGCAUUUUCCCCAAAUACUGUUCAUUGUUUGUAACCCGCAGCUAACUAAGUUAACACUAACAUCCUACGAAAUCAGACCUGGGCAAAGUAAGGCCCGUUAAGCUUUUCAAUCUGGCCCACCGGACAUUCCUUGUUUUAGAUCUUUGAGAUAGAACCUGCAGCUGCCAUUUUAAUGUGCAUUCAUGUUUUCAAAUUACAGUAAGUCUUGAACCAUAAAAAGUAUUUAGAUGGUUGGAAUCUGUGCCUUCGCAUGAUAUACUAGUUACUAUGGUAAUGUGAGUCACAGCAGCUCAGACGAGGUACCAAGAAGUGUGGGCGGGGAGCGUUUCCACAGAGUGUUUCUAGAGCCUGAAAUGUGGCUGUCGGGGACAGACGUGGACGGAGGUUUUUACGAUAAAGUUCUAAAGUGUCGUGAUAUAUCAGAUUUUAGGUGGGUUUUAUUUUUGCCUUCAAGUUCAUAUUUCACUGUUUGUUGCAUUUUAUUUGCAUUUCACUUGAUUGUAAAAUGUGUGGAUGGAGAGGGGGUGUGACGUUCUUAUGUUGUCAAUAUUCACCGUUUUUUCCUUCGUAGUUAAUAUUGUAACAUUCUUUAUUUUCAUCUACAUUCUGAGUGUCUCUUUCAGUAAAAACAUUUUUAAAUUCCA